This is a messenger RNA of Condylostylus longicornis, 1963 nucleotides long. Its product is annotated as protein obstructor-E. Gene Ontology annotation, cellular component: extracellular region. Gene Ontology annotation, molecular function: chitin binding. Lineage: Eukaryota; Metazoa; Arthropoda; Insecta; Diptera; Dolichopodidae. The coding region runs from base 616 to 1329 and encodes 237 amino acids. The transcript is spliced from 4 exons. The record is from RefSeq and is a predicted model, not a curated record.
GUAAAACCAUCGAAGAGAUUAGUUAUAUUUCUUUUAGGUGGAUUUUUUUUUUGUUUUUGUGUAAAAAAAAAUUUUUUUUUCCUUACUUUUUUAAUUUUUUUCCCCCCAAAACGCAAAACUAAAAUAAAUGAAAAAUUAAAGUCUUACACUAAAAAUCAAUUGAAAAUUUUAAUAAAAUUCCAACAGUUCUGGAAAAAAACCGUGCGCUUAAACUUUCCCUUCUCUGUUUGCAUACACACUUAAAGCGAAUUGACAAAAAAAUAAAAAAAUUCACUUAAAUUUUUAUUAUUCACUCGCCGCCAUCACAAUUGAAAUUUUUACUUUUUAGAAAAAGAAAUUUUUUUUUUAAUUUUUAUUUAAAAGAAAGUGAAAACCUAAAUUAAAUUAAAUAAAAAAAUUAAGAAAGAAAAAAAACAAAAAAAAAAUAUUAUAAGUACUUAAAAUUUGUCAAGUAUAAAGGAAAGAAGGAGAAGAAUAAGGAUAGAAAGAGAGAAGACUAAAUAAAAAUAACGGCAAAGCAAUCAACAACAGAAGCAAAAUUCGAUUAAAAAAGAAAAACGAGUUGAAAUUUUUUGUUUUUUUUUUUGUUUUUUUAACUUUAAUAAAGUUUAUAUAAUGAAGAAAUUCGUGAUUUGUGCCAUUGCAGCCGCAUUACUUGUCGUGACAACAAAUGCCCAAAAAGCCUUUACUUGUCCAGAAGCAAACGGUCAAUUUGAGGAUCCAGUACAAUGUGAUAAAUAUUAUGAAUGUAAAGAUGGAGUAGCACAUGAAAAACUGUGUCCAGAUGGUUUAGUAUUCGAUGAAUCAAUUAGAAAAGUAAACAAAUGUGAUCAACCAUUCAAUAUUGAUUGUGGUGAUAGAACAGAACUUCAACCACCAAAAUCAAAUGCUUUAUGUCCAAGACGUAAUGGUUUCUUUGCUCAUCCAGAUGCAACAGUAUGCAAUAUUUUCUAUAACUGUAUUGAUGGUGAUGCUAUCGAAAAUAAAUGUACAGCUGGAUUACAUUUCGAUGAAUAUUCUGGUACAUGUGUUUGGCCAGAUUCCGCAAAACGUGAAGGUUGCCAAGAAACAGGAAAAAAAUUGAGUGAUGGUUUUGAGUGUCCCAAAAGUGCUCCAUUAGAUCCAUCAGGUCAAGCAGUAGCUCAUCCGAAAUUCCCGCAUCCAACCGAUUGUCAAAAAUUCUAUGUGUGCUUAAAUGGUGUUGAACCACGUGAUUUAGGUUGUCAAGUUAGUGAAGUAUAUAAUGAAGAAACACAACGCUGUGAUGCACCUGAAAAUGUACGGGGUUGUGAAGAUUGGUAUAAGGAGGCUGAUGAGAAAAAGAAUUAAGAAUCUUUAAUUUUUUUUUUUUUGUGUUUCUAUUAUUCCUUUUUUUGUAAAAUUUUUAUUUUGUUAUAAUUUAGAAGUGAAAUGAUAAAAAUAUAUUUUAAGAUUAUUUUUUAAAAUAUUCUUAAAAUAAUAACUAAAAAUAUUUUUAAUAAUUUUAUAUAGUUAUGAUGAUGAUAAAAACUUCAUUCAGCUGUGAAAAAUUUUAAUUAUUAUUAAGUUUUUUUUUUUUCAAAAAAAAUUUUUUUUCUUCUAAUAAUUAAUUAUUUGAUUUUAAUUUUUUUAUUUUUUACACAUAAUGUGCAAUAGUUUAUACAUAUAGACUACAGCAAUUAUUAAGUCUCAAGUGAAUUUGUUUUUAUUUUUAAUUAUUUAAAAUUUUAUUAAUUUAAAUAAUUUUUUGAAAUAUUAAGUAGAAUGCUAUUAAAUUUGUAUUGGAAUUUUUUAAUAUUUCAAAAUUAGAAAUUAUUUUAAAAUACUUUUUACUUGAUUCUUACAUUUUUUAAAACUCAAUCAGCGACUCAUUUAAUUAAUUUCAGAAUAAAAUGCUCAAUAAAAUAAUUGUGCUUUGUUAACACAUUGUAACAAGCGGUAACAAAUAACUCACCAUUAUUUUAACAAUAUAUAUAUAUAUAUU